Rhincodon typus (whale shark) is the source of this 915-nucleotide messenger RNA. Its product is annotated as homeobox-containing protein 1-like. Lineage: Eukaryota; Metazoa; Chordata; Chondrichthyes; Orectolobiformes; Rhincodontidae. The coding region runs from base 91 to 915 and encodes 274 amino acids. Gene Ontology annotation, biological process: positive regulation of DNA-templated transcription. Gene Ontology annotation, cellular component: nucleus. The transcript is spliced from 6 exons. The record is from RefSeq and is a predicted model, not a curated record. Gene Ontology annotation, molecular function: double-stranded telomeric DNA binding.
GAAGGACCUAGAGGACAGGAGCAGAUUAUAAUCUGAGGAGGCCCAGAUGUGGAGAGCUGUAGUAACUGGAGCCCCUCCACUUCAGAUAACAUGAUGUCUUACUAUAAUGAUGAGCCCCGAUACACUAUUGAACAAAUUGAUCUUCUUCAGCGCCUCCGUCGAUCAGGAAUGACUAAACACGAAAUAAUUCAUGCACUUGAGACAAUGGAACGGCUUGACCAGGAACAAAAUGAAAAAUUUGUUAGGCGGCCCAACUACAGCAGUAACUAUGGCAACAACGUUGCGGCAUCCUCUUCCACGGCUUCUGCUGCUACACAGACUCAAAGUAUAGCGCAAUCACCGUCACCUAGUAACAGCUACGACACAUCGCCUCCACCCUACAAUGCAAGCCACGCAGGGCGAGAAAGCACUGCAAAUGAGAGACUUGUUGCCAGUGGAACACUCUCUCCACGGUACCAGAACAGUGGGAGUCAGAGAUCAUAUAGUUUUGACACAGGAGAUGAUGAUGCAGAUUUGGAGGAGAAAGUGGAAGAGUACAUGAGACGGGACAGCAAUGCAGUAAAAGAGGAAAUCAAAGUAUUUUUAGCCAAUCGGAGGAUUUCUCAAGCUGUAGUGGGGCAAGUCACAGGUAUAAGCCAAAGCUACAUCUCCCAGUGGUUGUUGCAGCAGGGUCUUGACAUGAGUGAGCCUAAGAAGAGGGCAUUUUAUAGAUGGUACCUUCUUGAAAAAAAUAGUCCAGGUGCUACUUUAAGUAUGAGACCAGUUUCAACCACAACAACAGAGGAUCCUGAGUGGCGGUCAAAUGUCAGCCCGGUGACAGGAAACUUUCGUCUCAGAAGAGGAAGUAGAUUUACCUGGCGAAAAGAGUGCCUGUCUGUCAUGGAAAGUGACACGGUUCUUUUCAAGUUCGUAUAA